GACCGACGGUAACCACUCGGUUCAAACAAUAAUAACUGCCCUGAUGAGGAUGCGUCGUGGCUGCCAUCACUUCACUUACCCACAGCACUGACCGUCACAGCGGCCUUGCGGAUGAACAGCACUACGGACCAGGUGUCUGAAUCAUCUCUCCCAACUUUCAAUUCAAUCAGCCGACUUUUCCCUCUUCACCUCGAAUAUUGAGACGUACUCCGAGCAUGCCCGAGAUGGAUGCAAGUCUUGCAACCAAGGCGGAGCCUUCGCCCACUCAAGACGCUCAAGUUGUCGAGCCACAAUCGUUAAAACGCAUCAACUCGAAUGAGACGGAGCGUCCGCCCUCAGCCCAGCAGACGCAAGAUGAUGCCGAUGACCCUGCAGAUUCAAAGAGCGAAGCAGACUCUGAAGAGGAGGAAAGUGACCCUGCAGACAGAAUUGCCGACUUUGACUGGGAAGACCUACAUGUUCGGUAUCACGAGGCUAUGAAGGGUUGCCACGAAGAGGAAGCAGCGCUGAUGCAUGAAUGGGAGGCUCUCAUGAAUUACUUCCGCGUGUGGGCACAAUCGGGACAUGAGCACGAGACCGAACGGACCUUCUCAAGACUACGUACACGCACCACCUUUGUCCAACACGAAGAGGACACACUUGAGCAGAAGCGUAAUCACUACAUCAACGUGGUGAAAGCGUUUGAAAGUGCGCUCAGUCUUCUCAAGCAUACCGGCUUCCGCAGUUGAUGCUCAUCAACCCAGGGGCCAUCUACCUUGCUUACCACCCACCCCAACCGCU
Messenger RNA from Pyrenophora tritici-repentis Pt-1C-BFP, 780 nucleotides. RefSeq lists its product as uncharacterized. The record is from RefSeq and is a predicted model, not a curated record. NCBI's taxonomy places the organism in Eukaryota, Fungi, Ascomycota, Dothideomycetes, Pleosporales, Pleosporaceae.